AUGUCUUUCUCACCAGAACACCAAGUCCUUUACAAUGUCAAAUUCUACAUGUACAAAGAAACCUUCCCCUUCAUGAUGCCAUUACUUGGAAAGCUUGUAGGCGUAAUCGACACCUUGCCCUUCAUCAGGUAUACUGUAGUUGGCCAGGGACCAGUUCUGUGUCCAUUGUAUUGUUCUACACAGGGUCUUGAGGCUGUACAACAACACAUCAAACUUACUGCAUAUUUAGAGACCAGACACGUCCAUGCUCCUGCACUCAAUGCAGAAAAGGUACAUCUCCCCCGCAGUCAUGGAUCUGCCUGCCAAGUGGACCAGGCAGGGCCAAGACAAAAGAUUCACAUUGUUUACGAUGACAUUGUUGAUUUCAUGAACUUCCAGACCAUGGUCCACUGGGCUGAUUAUCCAUCAGGGUACAACAUGCCCGUCUUCAAUUUUGGUAGUAUUCUCGAUAUGUCAGACAUUAUUCAACCAGAUCAGCAAAUGACCACUCACUCUUUAACAAUUGGACUUCAUUGGAUGUCAAUAUGGCGUUGGAAGGUGAUGGCGCCUAUUCACAUCAUGGAGCACCUUCAAUUUAUCACACCCACUCUUCACCAUAUAUUGCCGAUUCUGCACCUCAUCCCAUCCCAGCUGCAUCUCAUGCACUUAUCAUCAAAGCGCAGGACACCAAUAAUGAUGAUGACAAUGAUGAUGAUGAUGAUGCUGGCCUACCUACAACUUCUUUUCAGAGUGGCAAUAUGCACUGGAAACUCUGUGAACCCUCAUGAGAUCACCACAAGCAAACCUCAGUUUAUCUAUGAUACAGCUCAGGUAGCCAAUUGGGCAAUCGAUCACCAUGAAGCAGGAUUUGGACUGCAUGAUAUCUUUGAUCCAGUUAUCCAAGCUAAGCUUGAGAUGUUGCUAGAAAACUUCUUGCAUUCAAAAUCUGACCUUCUUCCUAUCAACAUGAGCAGCUCCAAAGGCUGGAGUCUUGGAUCAACAUAUCGAGAGCUAAAUUAUGGGGUAAAUCCAUCAUUUUUAGUCGUUGAGCCGAUCCUUGCAAGAGGCCAGGAGCUAUACCCAUAUUAUUGUGUAGUCCUGGACAAACAUACUUGGUUAGAGCCUGUAGAUGGUUAUCUUCUUUUCCAGGAAUGUAUGGUGGUGUGGCAUUGGAAUCAUAAAAGACUCGAGCUUGAGGCCCAAUUCUGGAAACACAUUGAGUAUUUUCCAUUCAAGAUCAAAAUAGAUCACAUGAAAAUAAGAGCUUUACAGAUUCAGUUAAGCUGGUACCAUGUAGGCAAGUUUUUUUGGCAUUGUGGUACUCAAUCAGAUUAA
This is a messenger RNA of Suillus plorans, 1314 nucleotides long. RefSeq lists its product as uncharacterized. The record is from RefSeq and is a predicted model, not a curated record. The transcript is spliced from 9 exons. Lineage: Eukaryota; Fungi; Basidiomycota; Agaricomycetes; Boletales; Suillaceae. The coding region runs from base 1 to 1314 and encodes 437 amino acids.